UCUGACUUCUUUUUUAUAAGCACAUUGACAUUUGACUUUUUUUUUUAUAAGCACAUUGACAUUUGACUUGUUCAAUAUAUAUACAUGAGUAUUGGCAAAAUUCCAAGUACACAGAAAGAAAAGAAAUACAUCAAAUAAUGGGAACCCAACAAACACCACCCAGAUCUAUUGAUGAAGAAUUAAAAAGGCAGAAAGCAAUUGAUGAUUGGCUUCCAAUUAGUUCUUCAAGAAAUGCAAAAUGGUGGUACUCUGCUUUUCAUAAUGUCACAGCCAUGGUUGGUGCUGGUGUUCUUAGUCUCCCUUAUGCCAUGUCUCAACUUGGAUGGGGUCCUGGGGUGACAAUACUAGUCCUCUCAUGGUUCAUCACACUCUACACUCUAUGGCAAAUGGUCGAGAUGCAUGAAAUGGUUCCAGGAAAACGCUUUGAUAGAUAUCAUGAACUGGGUCAAUAUGCUUUCGGUGAAAAGUUGGGCCUUUAUAUUGUGGUUCCACAACAACUUAUCGUUGAAGUUGGGGUUAACAUUGUAUACAUGGUGACCGGAGGAAAAUCUUUGCAGAAGUUUCAUGAUACUGUGUGUCACGACUGUAAAAAGAUUAAGUUAACAUUUUUCAUUAUGAUUUUUGCCUCAGUUCACUUUGUCUUGUCUCAUCUACCCAACUUGAACUCUAUUUCUGGUGUGUCUUUGGCCGCUGCAGUCAUGUCAUUGAGUUACUCUACAAUUGCUUGGUCAGCUUCUGCACAUAAAGGUGUUAUAGAAAAUGUUGAAUAUGGUUACAGAGCUACGACUAAACCAGGAACCGUGUUUGGCUUCUUCAAUGCCCUUGGUGAUGUGGCUUUUGCAUAUGCCGGACACAAUGUAGUGCUAGAAAUUCAAGCAACAAUUCCAUCUACGCCAGAAAAUCCCUCCAAAGGUCCUAUGUGGAGAGGAGUGAUUGUUGCCUACAUAGUUGUGGCUUUGUGCUACUUUCCGGUUGCUCUAAUCGGUUAUUGGAUGUUUGGUAAUACCGUUCAAGACAACAUACUCGUCACCUUAGAGAAACCAAAAUGGCUUAUUGCAAUGGCAAACAUGUUUGUUGUUAUCCAUGUUAUCGGAAGUUAUCAGAUUUAUGCAAUGCCAGUGUUUGACAUGAUUGAAACUGUGAUGGUGAAAAAGUUAAAUUUCAAACCUAGCACAAUACUUCGAUUUAUAGUACGAAAUGUGUAUGUUGCAUUUACAAUGUUUAUUGCUAUUACCUUUCCGUUUUUUGGUGGUCUACUUGGAUUUUUUGGAGGAUUUGCUUUUGCUCCAACAACAUACUUCCUACCAUGCAUCAUGUGGCUAGCAAUCUACAAACCAAGAAGAUUCAGCUUGUCUUGGUGUUGUAACUAUGUUUGCAUUGCCCUUGGCCUAUGUUUGAUGAUUUUAUCACCAAUUGGAGGAUUGAGGACAAUCAUACUUAAUGCCAAGACUUAUAAGUUCUAUUCUUAAAUCCAUUCAUUCUCCAAAUAAACAAUGAUGACAAAGGCAGAAAAGGAAUCAAAUUCUAUGAAAUAACUUGGUUAUCAUUUUAUGAAAAUUACAUGUAUUUUCUUUGAAUCCUCCCCAAUAUGGAUAUUAGUAGAGAAAAAUAAGCACAACAAAUUAAAAGGGGUUUAAUAGUCUUUUUUUUCUUUAAUUCUCAAUAUAUACUAAUUUCUUAUGUGUUGGUCCACAUGAUUGUUAUAAUUACAUAUAUUCUAAAACUUUAGUCAA
This is a messenger RNA of Lathyrus oleraceus (garden pea), 1733 nucleotides long. RefSeq names its product lysine histidine transporter 1. Bases 138 to 1469 code for a protein of 443 amino acids. The transcript is spliced from 8 exons. Lineage: Eukaryota; Viridiplantae; Streptophyta; Magnoliopsida; Fabales; Fabaceae. The record is from RefSeq and is a predicted model, not a curated record.